Boleophthalmus pectinirostris (great blue-spotted mudskipper) is the source of this 2632-nucleotide messenger RNA. RefSeq names its product ankyrin repeat and BTB/POZ domain-containing protein 3-A. The record is from RefSeq and is a predicted model, not a curated record. Gene Ontology annotation, molecular function: protein binding. Lineage: Eukaryota; Metazoa; Chordata; Actinopteri; Gobiiformes; Gobiidae. The transcript is spliced from 16 exons. The coding region runs from base 1 to 2229 and encodes 742 amino acids.
AUGUGGUCCACAGGUGUGCUGAGUCUGCCCGAGAGCCUAAAUUUGCACAGGGACCAGCAGAGAUCGGGUCGAGGCAGUGAGAGUGGAUACACCCAGGGUGAACUACGCACCCUAGAGCAGUCCCUUCUGGCAACACGAGUGGGCAGCAUCGCAGAGCUCAGUGAUCUGGUGUCCAGGGCCAUGCACCACCUCCAGCCUCUACACAUCAAGAACUCCAGCAACGGAACCCCAGUCCACCAGAAGAGCAGCACCAUGACGGUGCACUGGGAACCCGAGGCCCUCUAUACCCUGUGUUACUUCAUGCACUGCCCACAGAUGGAGUGGGAGAACCCCAAUGUGGAGCCAUCCAAAGUUACCUUACAUACUGAAAGACCAUUCAUUGUCCUGCCUCCGCUAAUGGAGUGGAUUCGAGUAGCUGUUGCUCACACUGAACAUCGCCGAAGUUUCUCUGUGGACAGUGACGAUGUGAGGCAGGCUGCACGGCUGCUGCUACCAGGGGUGGACUGUGAACCACGACAAGUGAAAGCUGAAGAUUGCUUUUGCGCUACCAGGAAGCUCGAUGCGGCUUCCACUGAGGCCAAGUUCUUGCAGGACCUGGGCUUCCGCAUGCUCAAUUGUGGACGUACUGAUCUGGUCAAGCAAGCAGUCAACCUGCUGGGACCUGAUGGCAUUAACAGCAUGAGUGAACAGGGAAUGACACCGCUGAUGUACGCCUGUGUUCGUGGAGACGAGGCCAUGGUCCAAAUGCUUCUUGAUGCUGGAGCCGACAUUAACAGUGAGGUGCCAAGCACAGUAAACAAGCACCCCUCAGUUUAUCCUGAAACGCGCCAGGGGACACCACUCACAUUCGCCGUGUUACACGGACACGUCCCUGUUGUGCAGUUGUUGCUUGAUAAUGGAGCCAAUGUGGAGGGUGCCCUGCAGGAUGGGGCGGAGAACUACACAGAGACCCCCCUCCAGCUGGCAGCGGCUGCAGGUAACUUUGAAUUGGUCAGUUUGCUCCUGGACAGAGGAGCAGACCCCAUGGUGGGAACCUUGUGCAGAAAUGGUAUCUCCUCCUCUCCCCUGGGUGACAUGACUUCAUUCAGUCUUGCUGCAGCUCAUGGACACAGGAAUGUCUUUCGAAGGCUGCUCUCCCAGUCGGAGAAGGACAAAGGGGAUGUAAUGUCCCUGGAGGAGAUCCUGGCUGAGGGAUCGGAGCCUGGUGAGAAGAGACUAGCCCCGCAUACUAACGGAGGAGGAACUCUGCGAACAGGAAAGGCCAAACUGAGAGCUCUGAGAGAGGCCAUGUACCAUAGCGCAGAGCACGGCCAUGUGGAUAUCACCAUAGACAUCCGCAGUUUAGGAGUUCCCUGGACACUCCACACCUGGCUCGAAACUCUACGCACCUGUUUUAUGCAGCAUCGACGGCCACUGAUCCAGGGUCUGCUCAAAGACUUUAGCUGUAUUAAGGAGGACGAGUACACAGAGGAGAUCAUCACCCAUGGGCUACCCCUCAUGUUCCAAAUUCUAAGGACCAGCAAGAAUGAAGUGAUAAGUCAGCAGCUGUCUGUCAUUUUCACCCAGUGCUAUGGACCGUUUCCUAUCCCAAAGCUGACGGAGAUCAAAAAGAAACAGACGUCACGGUUAGACCCCCACUUCCUCAAUAACAAAGAAAUGUCAGAUGUUACUUUUCUGGUGGAAGGAAAACCAUUUUAUGCACAUAAGGUUUUGCUAUUUACAGCUUCACCUAGGUUCAAGUCUUUGCUCCAAAAUCGACCAGCAGCAGAGAAUACCUGUAUAGAGAUCAGCCAUGUUAAAUACUCCAUAUUUCAUCUCAUCAUGCAGUACCUGUACUGCGGCGGCACAGAGACUUUGCACAUCAGAAACACUGAAGUUAUGGAGCUCCUGUCAGCAGCAAAAUUCUUCCAACUAGAGGCCCUUCAGAGACACUGUGAGAUCAUCUGCUCCAAGAAUAUCACGACCGAAACAUGCGUGGACCUCUAUAAGCAUGCCAAGUUUCUUGGUGCACUGGAGCUGACGGCUUUCAUCGAGGGCUAUUUCCUAAAAAACAUGGUGCUGUUGAUCGAAUUGGAGAACUUCAAGCAGCUGUUGUUUGAACCCUGUCCCCCUGAGAGUCCCAGUCCCUGCCCUGGCGUCUGCACUGACAUCCUUCACGAUUUGGAGAAAACUCUUGCCACUCGCAUCCACUCCAUCCACCUGUCCACUUCAAAGGGCUCUGUGGUCUGACACUGCCCCCUCCUGGUCACAGAUUUCAUGUUUCGUGCAUUGUCUCGCUUUAGCCUGUCCACCUGAUGUGGUUGGGCUUGGAGAGGAGCAGUCACAAGCUGUCAGGGAUUUACCCUUUAAUUCUGGUCCUGAUGGAUGUUCAUGGUUCAGUGACAUACAUUACACAAUCAGUGGGAGGAUGCUCUUGCCUUAUUAGAGGUUUGCCCUCUUUUGCCUGUUGGUUACCACGUCACUCUUGUUCUAGGAAGUGAGAUUUUACGAACAACUGAGAACAACUUUGUACUGUAUUUCAGACAAAAGAAAUGCAUGACAAACAUAUUGUUAGAAUUUCUACCAAGCAGCUUCUAAUAAAAUACUUGAUUUUGUUUUUCAACCAGAUGCCAUUUUUUUUUUUUUUUUUUUU